Exophiala aquamarina CBS 119918 is the source of this 2790-nucleotide messenger RNA. RefSeq names its product trehalose 6-phosphate synthase. Lineage: Eukaryota; Fungi; Ascomycota; Eurotiomycetes; Chaetothyriales; Herpotrichiellaceae. Gene Ontology annotation, biological process: fungal-type cell wall organization; cellular response to heat; trehalose biosynthetic process. Gene Ontology annotation, cellular component: cytosol; alpha,alpha-trehalose-phosphate synthase complex (UDP-forming). The record is from RefSeq and is a predicted model, not a curated record. Bases 1 to 2790 code for a protein of 929 amino acids. The transcript is spliced from 2 exons. Gene Ontology annotation, molecular function: catalytic activity.
AUGGCGACUUCUGCGGACAAUGCCUCACGCGAUGAAGCUAACCCUCCAAGCCCAAGAACCAAACCUAUGGUGAACAUUUCCAGCAGCGGUCAAGCUGCUGACUCUCCAGCAUCACGACCAACCAGCUCGUACUUCUCUCUGCCUCAAACAUCUCAGACCAAGGAUCAUGCUGCAGCUCCUGCUUCUCCCGUGGAUGUUGCGAAGGGAGCCAGAUCCGGAAGAGAAUUGCUCCGACGGCUGAGCCUCGUGGACUCAUAUGGAACCGAAUCGGUUGACAUCGAUCCUCGUACCGCUCAUCCGGGACUUCGCCUGAGCGGAAAUGUCAUCAGCGCGACCUUCUGCAUUCCCUAUCAGCUCACUCACGAUCCAAAGGGCGGUUGGGAUCUCUCCUCUCGGCGUGGAACCUCGGCUUUAUUUGACUCGUUUGCUUAUUUAUCUUCCGAUAAAACAGCAUGGAAUCAUACCUUGGUUGGUUGGACGGGGGAGAUUCAAACAAAGCCUUAUGCUCGUGCCAUGAGUAUUUUGCAGGAUGAGAAUGCCGCGGCCGUGUCCGCAACAGCAGCUCAUGCCUCGUUGCCGAUCAACAAAUCAGCCGCCCCAUAUCCUGUCAAUGGAGCUCCGGCAAACCCUCGAGAACAGCACCCAGAUCAUUUGAGUCUCUCGCGUGCAGAUAGGCACCAGUUGGAAUCCAUCCUAAUGACUCAUCCCUCGGGGAAAACGCUUCCCAUUUGGCUAGGCGAUGGCCCCGAAGCUGAAAACGGCGAUUUUCAGUUCAAGGACCAAGCUCGUUGGCGGAAGUAUGCAGAACAUGAGCUAUAUACCUUAUUCCACUACCGACAGCAUGGUCCUGACGACGGUCGCACCGAAAAGAGCUCGUGGGCGGACUACGUGCGCAUGAAUCAGACAUUUGCGGAUCGAAUCCUACAUAUCUACCAACCGGGCGAUAUCGUGUGGAUUCAUGAUUACCAUCUGAUGCUACUUCCUAAUAUCCUUCGUCAGCGAAUACCCAACAUAUACAUUGGAUUCUUCCUUCACAUUCCAUUCCCCAGCAGUGAAUACAUGCGGUGUCUUCCCCGGAGGAAGGAUGUACUAGAAGGAGCUCUUGGUGCCACCAUGGUCGGAUUCCAAUCCUUCAGCUUCUCUCGACACUUCAACUCCUGUUGCAAGCGUAUCCUUGGCUUCGAAUCAAGUUCUGCUGGUGUCGAUGCAUAUGGCGCUCAUGUUGCUGUCGAUGUCUUUCCUAUUGGCAUUGACGUCGCCUCCGUCCAACAACAAGCCUUCCAGGAUCCUGUCAUCGAGCAGAAUAUGGAGGCGCUCAAGAAACUGUAUGCUGGGAAGAAAAUCAUUGUGGGCCGCGAUCGACUUGAUACAGUCAGGGGUGUAUCGCAAAAGCUGAUGGCAUUUGAAAUCUUCCUGGAUCGGUUCCCUGAAUGGCGUGACAGGGUCGUUCUUAUCCAGGUGACUAGUCCAACGAGCGUUAAAGAAGACAAAGUUGAUGGCGCUCACAAGAUCGAGCACAAGAUUUCUCAUCUGGUGUCAAGGAUUAAUGGUCAAUAUGGUUCGCUUAGCCACUCGCCGGUUCAACACUACCCGCAGUACUUGUCCUCACAAGAGUACUUUGCACUUCUCCGCGUGGCCGAUGUAGGCCUUAUCACGAGUGUCCGUGAUGGUAUGAAUACUACAAGUUUGGAAUACAUCAUCUGUCAAAAGGACAAUCAUGGUCCCCUCAUCUUGUCAGAGUUCUCAGGCACCGCCGCUAGCCUAGGUAAUGCUAUUCACAUAAAUCCCUGGGAUCUGGGUGGUGUGGCCGAGGCUUUGAAGGAAGCUCUUGAAAUGCCGGAAUCUCAAAAGGCUAGCGACCACCAAAAGCUCUACAACUAUGUUAUCAGUCAUACCGUGGCAACAUGGUCGAACAGCUUUCUCAGGCGUUUGCUUACUAACCUGACCUCCUUCGCCCAGAGCGAUCUCACUCCGGCGCUUGAUCGCACUCGCAUGCUCACGCAGUAUGCUUCUGCCAAAAAGCGUCUUUUCAUGUUCGAUUACGACGGUACAUUGACACCGAUUGUAAAGGACCCUAACGCUGCGAUCCCUGCCGAUCGUGUGCUCCGAACACUGAAAGCUCUGGCGGCAGAUCCACGAAACAACGUCUGGAUAAUAUCCGGCCGUGACUCGGCAUUCCUAGAAGAGUGGAUGGGCCAUAUCAGUGAACUGGGGUUGAGCGCCGAGCAUGGCUGUUUCCUCCGCCGGCCGGGCUCCGACAGCUGGGAAAAUCUAGCGGCCAGUAUGGACAUGGGCUGGCAGAAGGAAGUCAUGGACGUGUUCUCCUAUUACACAGAGCGCACGCAGGGAUCAUGGAUCGAGAAGAAACGGGUCGCACUGACCUGGCAUUACCGACAAGCUGACCCUGAUUUUGGAGCGUUCCAGGCGCGAGAAUGUCGCAAGGCACUGGAGGAUAGUGUAAUGAAGAAUUGGGAGGUCGAGGUGAUGUCGGGUAAAGCCAAUCUGGAGGUUCGCCCGCAAUUUGUCAACAAGGGGUUCAUCGCCACGAGGCUGAUCAAUGAAUAUGGGUAUGACGCUGGAUGCCCGCCGGAGUUUGUGCUCUGUCUUGGUGAUGAUCAGACUGAUGAAGACAUGUUUCGCGCGCUCCUGAAGACAGACCUGCCGAAAGAGCAGGUCUUUGCAUGCACAGUCGGAGCGAGCAGUAAAAGGACGCUCGCAAGCUGGCAUCUACUCGAACCCAGCGAUGUCAUUGCGAGCAUCGCAGCGUUGAACAAGCAGGAAAAUCUCUGA